Molecule: messenger RNA, 1296 nt
Organism: Solanum verrucosum
Lineage: Eukaryota; Viridiplantae; Streptophyta; Magnoliopsida; Solanales; Solanaceae
Exons: 1
Coding region: 1-1296 (431 amino acids)
Source: RefSeq, a predicted model, not a curated record
AUGGACAAGUCUUGGAUGUGUUGUACUGACAGAUCGAGCGACGUUUACUUAAAAGGAGUUGAGAGUUUUCUUCAAUUUGCAUUUAAGCAAUCAGAACUAGAAGAUGAAAUUCCUUGUUCUUGUAAGAAAUGCAAUAACGUUUUCCACAAGUCUAGAGAUGUGGUCAAGGAACAUUUAAUAAUUUUUGGGAUAGUUCAAGGAUACACACGUUGGCUUUAUCAUGGAGAAUUUGCACCUAAAAAGCAAAAUGUUAAUCAAGAGGAAAAAGGAAAGGAACCAGGUGUUCCAUCUCAAAAGAAAAGAAAAGAGCGAGGUGAUGAUAUGUUUGAAAUGAUAUAUGAUGUUGUUGGUCCUGAAAUCACAAAUGAUUCUAGUGGGGUUAAGUAUAAACAUGGUGAUACUUCAGAAUCUACUUCCACAUUUUCCAAAUUAUUGGAGGAUGCUGCACAACAACUUUAUCCUGGUUGCGAGACAUUCUCCAAGUUAUCACUAAUUGUGGAACUGUUCCAAAUCAAGUGUCUUUAUGGGUUGAGUGGUAAAGCAGUUGAUAGCAUACUAAAGUUAUUUAAACAAGCACUUCCUUCUGGUGAAACUUUACCAGAGUCAUUUUAUGGAGCAAAAAAAGUGAUUAAAAAUUUAGGUCUUAAUUAUGAAAAAAUACAUGCUUGUGAGAAUGAUUGUAUGUUAUUUUGGAGACAUAAUGCGAAAGCUGAAUCCUGUUUGAUUUGUGGGGAGUCUAGGUGGAAAUCAGUUGAAGGUCAAAAAACUAAUGGGGAUACUCAAGGAAAAACUGGGAAAAAAGUUCCUCGAAAAGUGUUACGUUACUUUCCCUUGAAACCAAGAUUGCAAAGGUUAUUUACAUCACCAGAAAUAGCUUCAGACAUGACAUGGCAUCAUGAUCAACGUUCAAAAGAUGGGGUUCUUAGACAUCCAGCAGACUCUGAAGCAUGGAAACAUUUUGAUACAUUAAAUUCGGGCUUUGCUAGAGAUCCUCGUAGUGUUAGACUUGGUUUAACAUCUGAUGGGGUAAAUCCUUUUGGUAAUUUAAGUGUUUCUCAUAGCACUUGGCCAGUGAUCACUACUGUCUACAACUUACCCCCUUGGAUGUGCAUGAAGAAACCAUAUUGUUUCUUAUCUUUGUUGAUACCUGGUCCUAAGGCUCCUGGAAAUGAUAUUGAUGUAUACUUAGAACCAUUGAUAGAUGAGUUACGAGAACUAUGGUUUUAUGGAGUCGAUACAUAUGAUGCUUCGAGAAAAGAGAAUUUUGUAUGCGGGCAGCACUCUUAUGGACUAUAA